Drosophila eugracilis is the source of this 1969-nucleotide messenger RNA. Its product is annotated as serine/threonine-protein phosphatase 2A activator. The transcript has a single exon. Gene Ontology annotation, biological process: mitotic spindle organization. Gene Ontology annotation, cellular component: nucleus; cytoplasm; protein phosphatase type 2A complex. Gene Ontology annotation, molecular function: protein tyrosine phosphatase activator activity; peptidyl-prolyl cis-trans isomerase activity. The coding region runs from base 24 to 1325 and encodes 433 amino acids. Lineage: Eukaryota; Metazoa; Arthropoda; Insecta; Diptera; Drosophilidae. The record is from RefSeq and is a predicted model, not a curated record.
UAGUGUUUGACUUUGAUACCAUAAUGAGCAGCAAACUCGGCUACGAUGUGACCGAUCCCACUGUGCAUGUGCUCCGAGCAUCGUCUUUCAUGCAGAAUGGGCCAUCGAAACAGGUUCGCAGCCUCGAGGAUCUGGACCGAUGGGUACGCUCGCAGGCCUAUCACGAUACGAUUGCCUAUAUCAGCAAUACCAGUAGGGCCAUUCAGGGCCAUCGAUUGACACGGGACUUUCCGGUGACCGAGCAGAUGCGACGAUUGUGCGAAAUUUUCGAUGGUUUAGAGCAUCUUCUUGUGGAACAUACACCAAAGGCAGAUGAAUCGAACGCAUCGAUGCCAGUUGGCCAGUUAAGGAGUCGAUCAUACCGCACUUGGAUGCAGCACAUGUUCCAGCAUGUUUUUAACAAACUGGAUGAUGCUAUUCAUGAGAAUUGCAAGCACAUUAACGAACUGGGCCAAUAUCUUAGACGUUCAUUUGGCAAUGCGACCAGUGUGGAUUUUGGUCCCGCCAACGAGCUCAUGUUCCUCUUCUUCCUAUGCGGCCUCUUCCGGGCUGGUAUCCUUUUAGCCAAGGAUACGGUUGCCGCGGCGCUUAUGCUAUUCGAUCGAUAUAUUCACCUGGUCCGUCGUCUGGUCAUAACCUAUGCAUUGCCUAUUGCCAAAGAUCCGAUGAGCUCUGUUGACGACUAUUACUUUCUUCCCUAUCUCUGGGGAGCUGCCCAAUUGUCACUGGACUGUCCAUUCACCCCAAUGGAGUGCGAACAGAGCAAGGUGAUUGAGAGCUACAGGCAGGACUAUAUGAUAUUGAACAUAAUAGAGCACCUGCAGAAGACACGCGGCGGUCAGUUGAGCGAGGUGGCCUUUCAUUUGUGGAGUAUUCUAUCGAUACCGACUUGGCCGCAGGUCUAUAACGGACUCGAACGGAACUACAGAGAUCAUGUGUUGUGUUCAUUUCGAACCGUAGAACAUGCGAUCUUUUGUGAACUGAUGUCCUUUGAGCCCGUAUUCUCGCCAAGCCAGUUGGAACGGGCAUAUUUGGGUCAGGAUCGUCAGAAGAACGAGGAGGAUAUGGAGCUGGAACCACGCUACGCGAAAUUCCAUUGGGAGCUAUCGCCGCCCGUCAGCAGAUAUAACAGCAUGGAACCAGAAUCCUUUCUUGGCUUUCCGCAAUCAACAACUGAAAACAAAUCGGAUGACAGCGAGGACGAUAGACUCUGUAUGGUACGACAGAUUGCCAAUGAAACUGAUCCAAACAGCACUUCGUUCUUUCCGGAUCGGCGAGCUAAUACGAACGACUCUCUUACCUCAUUUGGCAAUGAUGGUCCCUAAAGUGUCAAUCCAAUUAAUAUAUGUAAAACUGUAUGGAUUGCAAACUAGUUACAUUUGUACGGCGAUUUUUAAAUCAGUAUUUAUUCACACAUGCAUAUAUACAUAACAGUAUUUUAACUAGCAAAAACAUGUGUUAAUCUAUGAAGUUAUAGUUAACGAUAGGAUUGAGACUUCUGUUUACUAGAAUUGCUAUACUCAAAAAUGAAAACACUUUUUUUAAUUUGGAAAAGAGAGAAACUUACUAUUUAUUGCUGCCUCUCUGAAAUUUAAACUUGUACUUUUUGUAUUAUAUGUCCGUUGGCUAUCCCUAGGGUAUCGGAAAACUACAAUCCUCUCUCCAAGAAAAACUUUUUUCAUACUACGUAUACGUUAUGGCCAUUUUUGGUACAACAAACGCUUGUAAACCAUCCUGUGAAUCGAUAGUGAAAGUAUUUCUAAUACUUAUAUGUUAAGUUUAUCUGUAAAAGGCUAACAUGCCCAGGUAACUUGAUGAUCGACUUUGUUAUUUUCACUUAAAGGUUAAGAUUUAUAUGAUCAGCUAAAGAUUGCAGAAGAAUAGAAACAAUUCUUUAAAGUAUUAUAAACUUGUUUUCUUGCUCGUAUAAAAUUAUAAAUAAUGCUAAUCAAUCGUUAGGCUAUUUCAU